CGAUCAAAAUUAGGUUUAUUGUUUUUGGUGGAACAAGCAAACGAGAUCAAAUUAGGUUUAUUGUUCUUGUUGUCGCCACCAAUUAAGCCACAGAAGAAGCUAUGUCGUUCGUUCAUAAAGCAAUUCUUUAGUUUAUUCGACAAAACCGAGCGAAGAAACAAACCCUCCUCCUGUCUGAACGAAGAAAAGAAGAAGAAACUCCACCUAGUGCUUGACUUGGAUCACACUCUUCUCCACACUAUCUACGUUUCAGAGCUUUCUAAGAGAGAACGGUAUCUGAUCGAGGAAGCUGAAUCAAGGGUUGAUCUGUGGAGGUUCGAAAAAGACAAUCCCAACAACGAGCAUCUCAUAAAGCUACGACCUUUCCUCCACGAGUUUCUACAAGAAGCCAACAAGAUUUUCUACAUGUACGUUUACACGAUGGGCACUCACAGUUACGCGCAGCGUGUAUUGAGUUUGAUUGAUCCUGAUAAAGUCUACUUCGGAGAUAGAGUUAUAACCAGAGAGAAAAGCCCUCGUAUGAAGACACUUGAUCUCCUCUCUGCUGAUAAACGAAGAGUGGUUAUUGUUGAUGAUACGAGUAGGGUUUGGCCGCAACACAAGAGGAACUUGUUGAAGAUCGAAGGGUACAGUUAUUUCAGAGAGGGUGUAUGCAGUGUGGGAGAAUCUUACGCAGAGAGGAAGAUAGACGAGAGUGGAAGGAAUGGAGCAUUGUUUAAUGUUCUGAAACUCCUUCAGAAAGCUCACAGAAGAUUCCAAGAAGUGGAUUCUAACGACUUGAGGCUUUUGAUACGUGAACCUUGUACACAGUGUUGCUUUUGA
Molecule: messenger RNA, 822 nt
Organism: Raphanus sativus (radish)
Lineage: Eukaryota; Viridiplantae; Streptophyta; Magnoliopsida; Brassicales; Brassicaceae
Product: RNA polymerase II C-terminal domain phosphatase-like 5
Exons: 1
Cellular component (GO): nucleus
Molecular function (GO): RNA polymerase II CTD heptapeptide repeat phosphatase activity
Source: RefSeq, a predicted model, not a curated record